Messenger RNA from Durotheca rogersii, 2605 nucleotides. RefSeq lists its product as uncharacterized. The record is from RefSeq and is a predicted model, not a curated record. The transcript is spliced from 2 exons. Lineage: Eukaryota; Fungi; Ascomycota; Sordariomycetes; Xylariales; Xylariaceae. The coding region runs from base 225 to 2114 and encodes 629 amino acids.
AGGGAGGAACAGUAUUAUGGGGGUAGAAGACGGGGCGCCACACCGGACUAGUUCUUGUCUAUCCUAUCCGUUGUCAUAUGAGCAUCAACCCAGCUAGACGUCUGUCUCCAUCUCGCCAAUCUGCCCUUCUUUCCCUUCUUCUACACAUUCGCUUCUGUAUUGGCGACGUCGUCCUGGAGACAAGGAGUGUGUUUUAAUAUAUAUGAGUUAUGGAUUUGUGAGCUAUGUUGCAGGGCAGGCUCUUGCGGUGCUCUCUUUUAAUCGCGCUGGGCACGAUGGGGGUUUGGGCUCACGAAGAUGUUGUUAAUGUGGGCAGGAGUCCGGCGUCUUGUGGAGAUGGGGCUUGCGUGCGGGAGGUGAACCGUGUCGUGGCGGAGAGGGAAGAUGUGAUCGAGAGAUUCAUAUUGGAAGGGUUACCACCUGAUUCGACGAGGGCCCCGAAGGAACAGGCAGCGCCCGCUCUCACGACACCUCAACCAACGCUCCCGCCACGGAAGCGCCAGGACGACGGCCAGAUCCAGGCACUCUCGGAGCAGCUACGACAGGUUUCGGAAUCCGCAACCCGAGCCCUCUCCUCCGUCUCGUCGAGCGCGUCUUCGGCUAUAAGUCUCGUAACUCAGUCAGCGGAGUCUGUUCGCCAGUCCGCCGACCAAGCCGUCAGGCUCGCCAGCCAGGACGCCGACCGGGUCAGCCAGCAAUUGUCGCAAACCCAGUCCUCGGCUGCGAGCGCAGUCUCUGCGGCCAACUCGCGUGCUAGCGAGCAGAUGGCGCGAUCCUUAGAAAGCAUAAGCAAUCGCAUAGCCAGCGCUCAGAGCAGUGCGAGUAGCGCAAUAAGCCUUGCUCAGGCGGAAGCAAGGUCAAGCGCGUCGAACGCGUUGAACAUAGCCGCGAGCCAAAUUCAGGCAGCAAGGGCCGACGCGAGCGGGGUGAGGGGGGAUGGGAAUUCUACUGUAACCCAGCCGCAGUCCGACUCUAUCUCGGGCACGAGUGUCGCCAUAAUAGUCACUGUGGCCGUGGUCGGUACCGCCAUACUUACAGUCAUCGCCGCGUGCUUCAUCGUCCGCUAUCGACGAAAGAGGAAGCGUAACCGCGAGGGCCUGACCUCAGCAAUGAGCAUAAACGAGAAGCAAUACCAAAAACCGGUUGCAGUUCGGGGGACACCGGAUAGUCCCCGUUUUACACCGUUUGGAGGCGGCAGGGGCUAUCCGAUGGAUAACUUCAAGCUUCCGGAUCUAAGCUUGAGCCCGUUCCUAAGAAAGAAGAUAAUCGCAGACAGCCAAAGCGACAUUGGCUAUGCGAAGAGCGAUUAUAGUGUCAAGGAGGCGCGGAGGCCUAGUAAUGCAUCUGGUGCAGAUGCUAACGGUGUUUCUCCAACGGGCUUCAGGUUACAAAAGGAUAGGAGCAUCCGGAGUGCGACCAGCGUGCGGUUAAUCAGAGUCAGUAGCAAUAAAGGCAAGGCCAAGGAAGACGAUCAGGAGGAUCUACCUAGCCCAGUGGCAUAUUCUCCGCCCCCAAUACCUGUACAGCUGCAACCCCCGGAACCACCCUCGUCAGUACGGCCGCCACCACUACCAGUCUCCGAGCCGGAGCCGGCGGUCACCCGGUCGAGCCGGAUCUCGGAGCCGAAUCAGCCAACAUCGAGUCCCCCAAAGCGCACGACGAUGACCAAUCAGCAACGGCUGCGUUUCCGGGAUAGCAGCGAUGUGGAGUCGGCCGAGCCCACGCCGACUCUGCCUUCUCCGACCACGGUGACCACCUCGCUACGGAACACGAACACGGCUAGCCUACGGGCGGUCAGCGGCACCGGCGAGCAGCCGCCACUGCGGCGGCCCAAGAACGCCGGCGCCAGCUUCGCCACGUUCCCCCGGAUCCGCAACCCGCCGCCGGGGGGGUCGGCCGCGGAGGCCAUCCUGAACCGCGGGCGCACUAGCCUCAGCGGCGUCGCGGCGCGGCUGCAGGACGAGGCCGAGCGGAGGCGCCGCGAGCUCGCCGCGUUCAGCAUGGGCGGCGGCGCCGGCGGCAGGGCGAGCCAGUCGGGCAAGGGCAAGGGCGCGUCCGCGGAUGACAAGCCAGCUGCUCGCCCGAAUUGGCCUUUUGGCGAGGGUCGAGAGUAGCCCCCAUUGACGUGGCGAAGGAUGGGGGUAGUUGGCCUGGAGGCAGAGGAAAGAAGUCGAAGCGUAAUUAAUGGCGGCGGAUAUACCAGCUUAUGGCGGAGGCUUCUUGUUACCUACCUAUUUUGUUUUGCGCACGCGAAGAUACCACGACCCCGGAUGGACAAGGGGUGAACACACCUGGGGACACGGCGAGAGAAGUAGGGUGGGAAACAGCAGGAAAAGGAGGAGUUAUUAAAGGGGUGGGGGAUAUACAUGGAAGGACUCGAGCGUGUGUGCUCGAACAUAGGCCCCGUACCAACUAGCUAAGCACGGAUUCCCUGGUUAGCUGCUCACAUACCUACGUAUACUCUAUUACACAUGUACUGCCGAUCUAGUACCUACACUUCAUGUCCUAAUAUGUAUUAUUACCGAGAGCCUGUGGUCGCGUGUCUCACUUACUGGACUCGGACCCCAUAUCUGUGCCUCUGGUGGGUUGACGCGCACACAUACAU